Messenger RNA from Polistes canadensis, 1083 nucleotides. RefSeq lists its product as uncharacterized. The record is from RefSeq and is a predicted model, not a curated record. Gene Ontology annotation, cellular component: chitin-based extracellular matrix. The transcript is spliced from 4 exons. The coding region runs from base 10 to 1083 and encodes 357 amino acids. Gene Ontology annotation, molecular function: structural constituent of chitin-based larval cuticle. NCBI's taxonomy places the organism in Eukaryota, Metazoa, Arthropoda, Insecta, Hymenoptera, Vespidae.
GAUACGAACAUGAUGAUAAACAUUAUUUUCUUCAGUAUAUUACUAGGAUCUUCAUUAUGCAAUCCGAUAGCAAACGUUUGGAUCAAUCCCAUAGGAAGUUAUUCACCUUUACGACAAUAUCACGUUCAAGAUGGAUCAGGAUCUUAUCGAUAUUCGUUCACGGGACCCCAUCAUGCUAAAACGGAGUCUAACUUGAAUGGGAUUACUCAGGGUGGUUAUUCCUAUAUUGACGCAAAUGGAAUACUACAAACAGUAUCAUACACCGCGGAUGAUCAAAAUGGUUUUAGAGUUAGUGCAAGUAAUCUUCCGCAAGUACCUAAAAACGAUCACGACGAUUUAAUCCAACAAGAUGACACCCCGGAAGUAGCCUUAGCUAAACGAAAUCACUUAGAGGAAUUGCAGAAAUCUCAGUUAAACGAUCGACCAAACUGGAACGAUCGGAAUAUCCUAUCUUAUAAGAUCUUACCACCGUAUGUCAGUUACGCACAGUUAAAACCAACCGAGAACAAGAUAGUCGAACGAGAAAUUCAGAGCACGAAAAAUCCAUUCGUACUAUCUCAAGCGGAAGCUGACAAGAUUCAAGUACCCAAGCCGGAUCCAACGCUUUUUCAACGAGUUAGUUCCCCCUCAAGCUCGUUGAACGUUCAGGACACCUUGGGAAAGGAUGAAGAUGAGAAUGAGGAACAAAAGGAAGGACUACGACAAUCGGAUGAUAAUCCGAAUGCUGCUUUACAGAUCGGAAAAUUCCUAGAAUUGGCAAACGUUCAUAGGAGGACAACAACAGCAACUGCAGCAGCAACUGCAGCAACAGCAGCAGUGGCGUUGCCAGCCCCAUACGUGUUCCCUGUUUUACCAUACAGGUUACUUCACAGUUCCCUUCAUCAUACUCAGGAUUCCUUAGGACAAUACGAUUAUAGUUAUACUGGUGAUUCAAGUGCUAAAACCGAAUCAAGAUCUUUGGAUGGUACCACGAGGGGUGCUUACAGUUAUAUCGAUCCAAAUGGUAUUUUACAACAAGUACAUUACAUUGCUGAUCAUAACGGAUUUCGAGUACUUGCUACUAAUCUACCGGAAGCAAAAUAA